AUGUCUCGUUGCUUCCCAUUUCCACCUCCAGGAUAUGAGAAGAAGAUUACAACUGUUGAAGCAGACCCUUUGAUUAAGGAAAAGCAAAAGAAGGAAAAGAAGCACAAAAAGGAGAAGAAGGAUAAAGAAAAGAGAGAAGGAAAAGAGAAAAAGGAUAAAGAAACAAGCAAAGACAAACACAAGGAUCGGAAGGAGAAAAACGAUAAACCUAAAGAUAGGAAAGACAAAGAUCGGGAUAGAGAAAAGAGGAGAGCUGCCGAGGAAGAAAAAGCUGUUGUUCCUCUGCCAGACACAGGGGACGAUAAGUUUGUACAAGACUUGGCAAGAAGGAUCAAUUCUGAAGAAGAAGCUAGAGAAAGUCAAAGUGCAAAAAGGUCUGAAGAUGAGGUUCUUCGUGUACCAUCAUGCACGGUUCAAAAAGAAGCUGAGGUUAUGUUUAAACCAGUGGAGAGAAAAGAUAAAAAUGAACUACAAGAGAAGAAUCAUCGUGAGGAAACUGUGAGAAAGAGUGAUAAGCAAUUGCAUAAUGAAGAGAUGAAGAAAAGUGAACCAAAGACCACAAGAGAUACAAGUAGUAAGGAGAUAAACAAAACUGGUCAGGAGAAACCAAAAUAUGUGGAGGGAGGGCCAAGAUUAAAAGAGAGAGAAGGAAUCCUUGGCAAAAGGAAGGACCAUGAGGCGGCAAAUGGAUUGUUGUAUGAGAAUGGAUCUAAUCCCAAGAUUCCCAACAAGGUACAUAGGCCAGGUGCUUCUCCUCUAUCAUCCGUAGAAAACGGAAGGAAGUUGGGAGCAUACCAAACUCCACCAAAGUCUGUUUCUGAGCUGCAAGGAACAGUGUGUAAUUCAGAGGUCAAGAAGCAUAAAAUUAACGGUUUCAUUGAGUCUCAAGAAUCGAAAAGCCGUCCACCAGUUUCUUCGGUGAAAGUGAAGGAAAACGGUGUAGCAUCAGCAAAGAAGCGGCCUCAUUCGGACUUGAAGUACCUGGAUCAGAUACUGAAUGUACCGAAAAGAGAAGAGUUGCUUGAGGUUGAUGAUGAUGAAAAAGAAUGGCUGUUUGGUCAGUCUGGUGUGAAAUUAUCAAAGAAGCAAAGAGCAGAUUCUUCUUCUUCUGUUUCGUUGGAUGAGGCUCUGCAAGUUUGGAACAAGGCUCUUAGAUUAGAAUCUGCUGAUAUCAUAGCUCUUCCUUAUGUUGUUCCAUUCUAG
Molecule: messenger RNA, 1203 nt
Organism: Microthlaspi erraticum
Lineage: Eukaryota; Viridiplantae; Streptophyta; Magnoliopsida; Brassicales; Brassicaceae
Source: the annotation of a GenBank genome assembly